Haliotis rufescens (red abalone) is the source of this 2395-nucleotide messenger RNA. Its product is annotated as neuroendocrine convertase 1-like. NCBI's taxonomy places the organism in Eukaryota, Metazoa, Mollusca, Gastropoda, Lepetellida, Haliotidae. The record is from RefSeq and is a predicted model, not a curated record. Gene Ontology annotation, cellular component: Golgi membrane; trans-Golgi network. Bases 234 to 2165 code for a protein of 643 amino acids. Gene Ontology annotation, molecular function: serine-type endopeptidase activity. Gene Ontology annotation, biological process: protein processing. The transcript is spliced from 16 exons.
AUUGGUGACGUCGAGCCACUCGCUGCAAGGACAGCCCAACAGUGCUAUAUAGAUAGGUGAUUCUCAACAGCUGCUUACUGUAAAUGCAUUUCACACGGGCUUUAUCUAUGUAAUGUAUCAAAUGUGCCUAGGAGUAGUCAGCGCCUUCCACUCCGAUAACACUACGUCGACCAGUUACUUUCCGAAAAGUGUUUUGGAAGAGUCUUUCGAGUGGCUGGCCCGUGGAGAGUAUUAUGACCAAAGGAGUUGUGUUACUCCCGCUACUAUUAUGUAUAUAUUUUGUACAUAAUGUAGAUAGUGAUUCUCACUUUGUUAACGAGUGGGCAGCACAUAUAAAUGGAGGCUACGACCAGGCAAGGAGGGUCGCCGAACAACAUGGUUACGAAAUUGUGAGAGAAGUGCGAGGAUUCGAUGACCAUUACUUGCUACGCCACAACAACGUCCCUCACCGGUCCCGGCGCAGUGCGGACCACCAAACCAGACGGCUGACAGGGGACCACAGGGUAGAAUGGGCGGAGCAGCAGGAGAGCAAGGUGAGAAGCAAGAGGGGAUACCUGGAGGAAAAGGCAUACCUGGUGGAACGCGCAUACCUCGAGGACAAGCGUGAGACGGAGGACCGGCUAUACAGAAAUAUACAAAACAGCUUCUCGGACCCCAUGUUUAAGGACCAGUGGUAUUUGAGAGACGAUCGGGAGGGCACCGUCAGCCCCAAGGUCGACCUUCACGUCAUGCCUGUCUGGAGCAAGAACAUCACCGGAAGGGGCGUGGUCGUCACGAUUCUUGAUGACGGUAUUGAGAGGAACCAUACAGACCUUAUAGAUAACUACGAUCCAAAAGCCAGCGUCGACCUGAACGGCAACGACAGCGACCCGAUGCCCCGAUACGACCCCACCAACGAAAACAAACACGGUACUCGCUGCGCUGGUGAGGUAGCUAUGACGGCAAACAACGGGAAGUGUGGUGUCGGGGUCGCAUUUAAUGCAAAAAUAGGAGGGGUCCGAAUGUUGGAUGGGAAGGUCACGGAUGUGUUAGAAGGGGAGGCAAUCCAGUUCAACCACAAAUACGUGGACAUCUACAGCGCAUCGUGGGGACCUAACGACGACGGACAUACAGUAGAGGGGCCAGGCAAACUCGCCAAGAAGGCCUUCGAGACAGGAAUAAAAGAAGGUCGUAACGGAAAGGGCGUCAUCUACGUGUGGGCAUCUGGUAAUGGCGGACGUAUGAAGGACAACUGUGACUGUGACGGCUACACCGGCAGCAUCUACUCCAUCUCCAUCAGCAGCGCAUCACAGGCAUUCGAGAGGCCCUGGUAUGGGGAGAGAUGCGCCUCUACCAUGGCAACCACUUACUCCAGUGGCGGGCUGAACGACAAGAAAGUGGUGUCAACCGACUUAAGGAAUAAGUGUACCAACAUGCACACGGGGACGUCAGCCGCUGCCCCAUUGGCUGCUGGGAUAUUUGCCCUGUUGCUUGAGGCAAACCCAAGUCUGACGUGGCGUGACGUACAGCAUCUGGUGGCCUGGACGUCCCAGAGUGACCCUCUCGCCCACAACAAGGGCUGGCAGACGAACGACGCAGGGUUCCGAGUCAACACAGCGUUCGGCUUCGGCCUGCUCGAUGCAAGCGGUCUCGUGGACGCUGCCGACCCCAAUGAGUGGAUAACUGUCCCGGAGAGCUUCGAGUGCAAAGUGAAAGCUUCGACAUCCUCCAACCUGCCAAGGACACUGGAUGCGGUGGACGGGGGUAAGAUGCUGGAGAUUGAGAUCUUCACUUCCGGGUGUGAGGGUGAAGACAAUGAAAUCAACUUCCUUGAGCACGUGAUUCUCACCCUAAAUGCCGACUACACCCGGAGGGGCGACCUCUCCCUCUACCUCGUCUCUCCAAAAGGUACGACGACGAUGUUGCUGUCCCGGCGUACUUACGACACCUCCUCCAGCGGCUACAAACACUGGCCCCUCAUGUCCGUGCAUACGUGGGGGGAGGCGCCCAGGGGCAAGUGGAGGCUCAUCUUCGAGGAUACGUCAGGGAACGACAACUCCGGCUCAGUGACUGACAUUUCUCUGACCAUGUAUGGUACGAAAGCCCAGCCAGCGCACAUGCGCAAUGGACAUCGGAAAUACAACCCUGAUUAUAAUCAGGUGAAAAAUGAGAAAAAGAAUCAUUAAGAAGAUGGAACCAACUAAUUACUUAGCGGAUGACCAAGCCCAUGAUUCGGAGUCUGACAGCACCUUGGCAGAGUCUCUACUUCAGCUGAAGCUCAAACUCCUGUCGAAGAUGUUGUGAGGCAGCGACGGUGGAAACAUCACGGAAUAAACGUCAUUACGUCAUCGUUUCUAACGUUUGUUUCUUGUUGUUAACACAGGACUUCGUUGUUCAAUAAAGUUGUUACCACACA